This is a messenger RNA of Geodia barretti, 618 nucleotides long. The record is from the annotation of a GenBank genome assembly. Lineage: Eukaryota; Metazoa; Porifera; Demospongiae; Tetractinellida; Geodiidae.
UUUUGUUCACAGCUCCUCUCUCAGAGUGUGGAUGACUGUACAGCCACGGUGCAGAUUGUUGGUACAACGUCGGCUCCCAACCAGAUAGAUAUUCCACUAGGAACUGUCUGUGUCGAGUGUGUUGUCGAUGGAGUAGUAGACGCCUCAUUCCUAAUUGGAAACUCACCAUUCCCACCAAGCCAGGGAACGCUGAUGGGAGGAGUUCUGGUGGUCUAUGAUACUAGCGUGACCUUCCCGGCAUCUCCUGCCCUGACUUUGCGGUGUAAUCGUAGCUCAGGGGGUGUAAGACAGGCUUCAGUUACUUGGACGUGUAUCUACCUCCAAUAAUCACGGGAGACUCUACAGUCAAUGAGGGAGGCAUGCUGUUCCUCUCCUGUGACAGCACAAACUCCAACCGAGAACCGAUUGCACAGUGGUUCGACAAAGAUGGCCAGAUGGUGUCUUCAUCUGGAUUACUGAAUAUCCCCAACAUCAUGAGGUCUCAGGCUGGGAACUAUACCUGUCGAACCUCUCCUCCAAACCUUGACAACUCUACCAGCACAACUGUGACAGUGGUCGUACAAUGUGAGUCACAGUGUAUAUAGUUAGCUAUGCACCAAGCUAAAAACAAUCAUUUCC